Molecule: messenger RNA, 1281 nt
Organism: Saccoglossus kowalevskii
Lineage: Eukaryota; Metazoa; Hemichordata; Enteropneusta; Harrimaniidae
Product: phospholipid scramblase 2-like
Biological process (GO): plasma membrane phospholipid scrambling
Cellular component (GO): plasma membrane
Molecular function (GO): phospholipid scramblase activity
Source: RefSeq, a predicted model, not a curated record
AUGACCACGGAGACUGAAGUAGUACAACUACAGCCAGAAGCUGGUAAAUGGAGUGGCGACCCACCGCCACAGUCACUCGCCUGUCCACCGGGAUUGGAAUACUUGACACAAAUUGAUCAAUUGUUGAUACAUCAACAAGUGGAAUUAUUGGAAGCUAUCACAGGAUGGGAAACUAAAAACAAAUACCAGAUCAAGAAUAGUGUUGGCCAACAAAUUUAUUUCGCACGUGAAGAAACUGGAUUGUGCAUGCGUUUAUGCUGUGGGCCUGCGAGAGGCUUCCAGAUUCACAUCACUGAUAAUGCCGGCAAUGAGGUGAUUCGGGUGGUUCGUGAGUUUAAGUGUUGUGCUGGAUGCUGUUGGUGUGCUAAUAGUGACUGCUGUGCCUUUGAACUGCGAGUAGAAGCACCAAUUGGUAAUAUUGUUGGAUAUGUCAGACAAACGCAGAGUUGUUGGAUUGGACAUUUUGACAUAAUGAAUGCAGAAAGAGAAACAGUGUUGAAAAUCAAAGGACCGUGUUGUGUAUGCCAAACCAUAUGCUGUACCGCUGAUUUAAACUUUAUGGUUUACAGCCGUGAUAUGGACAAUGAGAUUGGCAGAGUGAGUAAACAGUGGCCAGGACUUCUCAAGGAAAUGUUUACUGAUACAGAUAACUUCGGCGUCACGUUUCCGAUAGAUCUUGAUGUGAAAAUAAAAGCAACUCUACUUGGUGCCGUUUUCCUGAUUGAUUUCAUGUACUUCGAACAUUCCGGAGGUGGUCAAUCAAGUUAGAAGCGACAGAGUACGACAUCGACGAGUACAACUUAUACACACGCGAAGUGCAAACUGGCUGAAUAUGGGAUUUACCAUUAUUGUUAAAGGGCGGUGUUCGAAUAUAAUGUAACCAAACAAUGUAUUUUACACGCAUUGUGUACGUUUCUGUGAGUCCCAUAUUGGACAUGACACGGUGCAAUGACCAUCACCCUUUAAUAGUUGAGAUUAGUAACAAUUUUAGAAAACCAGCUCCACGAUAAACGUUCGGCAGAUGAACAGGCACAAAAUGUUGAAAUAUUGCUAAGCCACUCUAUCCUACAAAUAAUUGUUUAGCCCUAAAUCUAAUCUUAAGCGAUUUAAACUUUAGUACACUGAGCUUUAAAACCCAAUUGUACUUUUCAGUAUUUAUGAACAGCUUUUCGAGUCAUGCAGCGUGUUAGAAAAAUGUUUUUUUUUUUGUUUUUUUUUUUAUUUCGCGUUAAUUUUAGUUUUUUAAUGUGUUUCACUCGUGACUUUUACGAAUGCACGUCA